GGUCUUGUUGUAGUGGCUUGUAUUACAGCCUUGGCAGGUGAUGCUGCAGCUCACACGGGGCUGGAACAGCCUCCUUGCUUAUCUGCUUUUAAUUAGACAGCUGACCUGGUUUCAGCAUCGCCGUGCGUCAACAGCUCCGGGAGCGCAGCUAUCAUUUCUUCCGACCGGAACCCGCUUUGCGAGUCUGACAGACAGACCCUCCCUCUCUGCGCCCCCCAAGGCGCAGCCUUUCCGCGGCAGUUUCAGCACCGGGACAGGAGCUGUCCAAACAUUCAGCACCUUUUGCUUUGCUCCAAACAGGAGGUAAAAACAAUCUCCUGCGCGCUCCGUGGCAGAUUGCUUCAGGAUGGCGUCCAAACGCGUUGGCCUUUUUGUUCCUCUCCAGCUUCUUGUUCUGAAUGUAGUGAUCCAGACAUCUGCCCUCCCCACACCUACAGCCUCAUUGGAUGAUAAAACUGUGUACAACAGACAGCUGACGGAGGAAAGACCUUUACAGGAACAGAUUGCAGAGGCAGACAGUGUAAAGGCUGCAGUACAGUCAGCAGAAAGUAAACAACCCGCGGGCUCCAAGGACAGAGAGUCAGAGCAGGGUGACGACUUCACCCUGCUCAAGUCUCUGGCUGAUGGCCAGAAGUCAAAAGAAGCUCUAGAAGCGGCAGUCAGGAAGGAGGAUCAGUAUGUCCCUGAUGAAUCCGAUUCGACGAAGAGCCGACGCCUGGCUGACGACUACGACUCCACCAAGAGCGGCAUAGACUACAGCAAGUACCAGGAUGACCCAGAAAGCUUCCGGCAGGUUGAUGGCACCCCGCUGACUGCAGAGGAUAUUGUUCAGAAGAUUGCCAACAAAAUAUAUGAGGAGGAUGACAGAGGGGUUUUUGACAGGAUCGUCUCCAAGCUGCUCAAACUGGGGCUGAUUACUGAAAGUCAGGCUGACACUCUGGAGUACCAAGUGGCCGAGGCUCUCCAGGAUCUCAUCACCAAGAAUGCCAAGAAUAAUGAAAUUGAGGAAAUGGAGAGCAUGAACCAGGAGUCUAGGGGAGAGCAGGAUGACCUGGGUCCAGAUACGGACACAUGGGAGCCACCCAGGCGUCGUUACGACGAAGAAGAUGACGAAGAAGAGGAAGGCAAUGAUGACGAUGAGAUUGUGGAUGAGGUGGACAGGGAUGUGGAAGAAGACUUAGACGGAGCUGAAAAUCGCUGGGAUAAAGAUAAAGAGGAGGGAAACGAGGUGAACCCUGAGGAUGGGCUCCAGGACCUGCAAUACUUCCCAAACUUCUACCGUCUUCUUAAGAGCCUUGAUUCGGAUCAAGAUGCUCAGGAAAGAGAAACCCUGAUCACCAUCAUGAAGACACUGAUUGACUUUGUGAAGAUGAUGGUGAAAUAUGGCACCAUUACUCCAGAGGAGGGAGUUUCCUAUCUUGAGAACCUGGACGCCAUGAUAGCCAUGCAGACAAAGAACAAGUUGGGAAAGUCGCUCAUGGUUCCUGACAUUUCCAGUUUUACUGGGAAAAGCUUGGAUGAAGAUGACAACACCAAAUCUGAGACAGCGAAGAUGCAGAGGGAGUACGACAACUUGAAGGACUCGACCAAAGAGGAGCAGCCGUCCACUGAAACCAAUCAGCCAGGCAAAUCAGAAACCUAUCUGGAAGCUAUCAGGAAGAAUAUUGAGUGGCUGAAGAAGCACAACAAAGAAGAAGGCAAAAAUGAUUAUGACCUGUCCAAGCUGAAGGAUUUCAUGGACCAGCAAGUCGACUCCUACAUCGAGAAAGGAAUCAUCGCCAAAGACGAGGGCGACACCAUAAAGAGGAUCUACAGCAGUCUGUGACAAAAUCUCCCGUCCAAAACCGAGUCUGACACUUAGAUUUCCUACAAAAACACAGACUCCACCCAAAUGUUUAAAAGAGUACGAUAAAUUAUAUACAAUAUAAUUAGGAAUACAUUUCCAGACAUUCCAAAAACUGAACCAAAAUAUAUUAAAUUUGCCUCAACAAAAUUUCAAGUAUCUGUUGAUCCAACAAUUUAUGUUUGCACCCUAAAACUGAAGAGGAUAAGCUAAACUGCUUUCAUGAGGUACCAGAAUACUUUGUCACAUUACACAAUAAAGUCUGAAUGUAUAUGUUAGACCAUGUAUUUGUUAGAACCACUCUUUACAACAAUACAUCUACAGCUAUCAAAUUAUACAAUAUGUAACCUGUCUUAGUCAGUCAUAAUUACCUUCUUUUCCAUUGCAUAUGUAAUAUUUUGUGUAUUCUUGCUUUUUAUUGUACCAUAUCUAUAUUUGUGAUGUCAUGAUGUCUGUGCGCCUUGUUGCUACCUUUUUCUGUUCUGCUGUAAGUCAUCUGGAGCCCGCUAGGGGGCGGUGCCGAAGUCAGUAAAUCCCUUUGCAUGUCUCUGCUGUGUGUGUUUUACAUUCCCCAUCUAGAAGCGGAUGAUAAAAAGUAUUUUUAAAUGUAAAUAUUUGUGGGGGGUUUUCCUAAAGUUGUAAAAGCAAAUAAAACAUUGCCUUUUCUUUA
Cyprinodon tularosa is the source of this 2513-nucleotide messenger RNA. RefSeq names its product secretogranin III (gene scg3). Gene Ontology annotation, cellular component: secretory granule membrane. The transcript has 12 exons. Bases 347 to 1825 code for a protein of 492 amino acids. Lineage: Eukaryota; Metazoa; Chordata; Actinopteri; Cyprinodontiformes; Cyprinodontidae. Gene Ontology annotation, biological process: protein localization to secretory granule. The record is from RefSeq and is a predicted model, not a curated record.